Molecule: messenger RNA, 624 nt
Organism: Trichoderma gamsii
Lineage: Eukaryota; Fungi; Ascomycota; Sordariomycetes; Hypocreales; Hypocreaceae
Product: cwf18 pre-mRNA splicing factor
Exons: 1
Coding region: 1-624 (207 amino acids)
Cellular component (GO): U2-type spliceosomal complex; post-mRNA release spliceosomal complex
Source: RefSeq, a predicted model, not a curated record
AUGAAUUCACACAACAGCCUCAGCGCCGCUGCUGACGAGCGAAAAGCGCGUCUCGCAAAGCUCAAAACCCUCAAAAGAAAACAGCCCACCGACGAGGUCGCCACUCCAGAAGGCGAACGGGAUGCAUCGCAGCCAGAAGAGCCUGACGCUACGACAAUACACCUCUCUGGCCGAAACUACGAUCCGGAGACAAGAGGCCCCAAGCUCAGAUUCGACGCGCCGCCAACUCUUGCCUUGGAAAAAGCUACAUUGGAGGAGCAGGCCGCAGACGUAGAAGCCGAAAUCAGGGAACAGGCUGCUAAAGAGGCAGAAGACGACAAGGGCCUGGAUCUCUUCAAGCUGCAGCCUAAGAAGCCGAAUUGGGACUUGAAACGGAAUUUGGACCAAAAGAUGGAAUUGCUGAACUCGCGGACGGAUAACGCAAUUGCAAAGUUGGUCAGAGAAAGAGUAACGGGUGCUCAAAAAGCAGCCCAGAAGACUGCGGGUGUCGACAGUGGAAAUCUAGAUGGAGACGCCGCUGGGGUCGACGGCAUCGCUCUCGUCGAGGGACUGAGGGUUCGUGAGCAAGAAGAGCAAGAAGAAGAACAGAGAGAACGAGAGGAAGAAGAGUCAAUGGGCUUAUAA